GGAAUCCUCGAGGGAAUGAAAUGAUGGCCUGGAGAGGUGGCAGGUUCUGCUCUGCUGCUGCUGCUUAGCAUUGCUCUCACACAGCUAAGGGUAAGUGUGGGGUGGGGGGCAGCAAACAGUGGGCAGAGCUCUUUUUGGAACUGGGAUCUUUGUGCUAGGAGGCUUUUUGUGAAGGCAUUUGUGAAGUCUUUGAAGCCUGCUGUGCAGCUCAACAUCUGCAUCUGCUUGGUGCUGUGGAUGCGAUGAUGACAGCAAAGCGAGAGUCCAUCCCACUUGUUUUGGAGAGCAGUCAAAGGAAUCCUUGCACAGUGCAGUUUGUUCCCAGUUGUGUUGCUAACUUAGCUCCUUUCCAGUUCAGCACGGGGUGACUGCCUGUGGUCUGUACUGCUGGCCCUGCUUAAAUGAAGGCUUGGAACAAAAGAUCAAGUAGGCACAGAGUGAUGUCUGCAGCAUCACUGUCCAACCUGUACCUGCUAUUGAACAUGGUAGGAAGGGUUCUUGGAUGGUGACUCAACUGGUUCCUGCUAUGCUGUAACACCAGGUUUGUUGCUGCUACUGCAGACUGGGGGCUGACACUGAGCUCUGUUUUUAGGUCUUCCCACUAGUGAACAGCACUGGUAUGUGAGCUAGAAGGGGGCUGGAAGUGCAGUAGUUGGGGUUAUCUGCACUCUGAAGAGUAAAACAAAGGAUGUUUGUUGUGUUCCCGUGUGAAAAUAAGGCCCUGCUAGGAGCACCACAAGGUUAGUGGUGUGUGUGUGUAGCUGGUGCUGCUGCUUCUGGCUUCACCUCAUUUAAACAUUGCCUUGGAGUUUAUUUUAGGCUUGCAAGAAUAGGAGGCGCUUGUCAUGGUCAGCUAGGCUGUGAUUUAGCAAAGUGGCAAAUCUGCUUUAGAGACUGGGAAAAGGAAGAGGUUUUAAUCACAAGUGACAACAUGCAGUCUGUGACUGGAACCCAGGCCCUGAGCAAUGGUGAAACCCCUCUGCUGACACCUGCAUGGCUGCAAGAAGCUGUUACUGCAGGGGCUUCUUGGUGCUCAGUUCCAGCAGUUGUUGAGAUGUCACACGGACCUAUGGACUGUUUUCCUCCCACCCACAUCAGCAACUUGUUUUUAGGAGGAUGUACUCUUUCGUUUCCCUGCUUUUGUGCACAUUAGUGCUUUGUUAGGUGAGCUAGGAAGGGGCUGGUAACAAAUCUCUCAAUACUCAAAGCCCGUGGUGCUUUUGAAGGUGCUCCCAAGUCGUGCUCUGCCUGUGCCUAUCAAGGAGGAGCAGUGCUGACUCCUGCAUGGUGCUGUAGCUGUGACACUGCAAUCACACCAAGGUUCUGGAACGUGGCCAGGGCAGGAGAUGCAGGCACCAAUGGACAACGUGUGCCACACCACCAUAUAAUGACCAUCUUUGUGCUUCCAUCUCAGCCUCGCUUGUUGAGUGACCUGAAAGCUAGGAGGAACUCCAUUUUGGGGUCUGAAACAGCAUGUAUGUGCUUUCCCUGAAGGACAUAGAUCUGUGCCCGAGGCCACGGGUAAAGGCUGAAGGAGUGAAGGUGUGAGUGAAGCACCUGAUAGGAUAACAGAAUGCUGCAUGCAUGGCAGUGUGAGCCCAGCAUGGAGCUGCAGGGAAUCUGGACAUGAAUCUGGACAGGUGAAUUGAGUGAUGCUGUGUGUUGAAGGCGAUGCUUCCUGUGUGCUGGCUGCAGCUGCUGGAGGUGCACGAUGUGCCACGUACCUGACACAGCUGAAGCUUGAAGAUCGCUCUGUGGUCCCUCGAGAUGUGGUCAGACACAUGAGCUCCAGUGACAGCCAGUGUGGGACUGUAAUUGAUGUCAACAUAGAAUGUGCUGUGAAGCUGGUAGGAACCAACUGCAUCCUGUACCCUGUCAACAGCAAAGACCUGCAACAUAUCUGGCCCUUCAUGUAUGGUGACUACAUAGCCUACGACUGCUGGCUGGGCAAGGUGUAUGAUCUGAAGAACCAAGUCAUCCUUAAGCUUUCCAAUGGAGCCAGGUGUUCUAUGAGCACAGAAGAUGGAGCCAAGCUGUAUGACGUCUGUCCUCACGUCAGUGACUCGGGUCUCUUCUUUGAUGAUUCGUAUGGCUUUUAUCCUGGGCAAGUCCUCAUCGGGCCUUCUAAAGUCUUCUCCAGUGUACAGUGGCUCUCGGGUGUGAAGCCUGUUCUGAGCACAAAAAGCAAGUUCCGAGUGGUGGUGGAAGAGGUGCAGGUGGUAGAACUAAAGGUUACUUGGAUCACUAAAAGCUUCUGUCCUGGAGGUACUGACAGUGUGAGUCCUCCACCCUCAAUAAUCAGCCAGGAGAACCUGUCCAGGGUAAAGCGUCUGGGGUGCUUUGACCAUGCCCAGAGGCAGCUUGGAGAAAGGUGCCUCUAUGUGUUCCCGGACAAAGUGGAACCUGCAAAAAUCACCUGUGAAUGCCCAGAGAGGAACUGUGUCCUGGGUGAAGGAUCAGUUGCCAAAAAGGUGAGGAGACUGCUGAAGAAGCAGAUAGUGAAGAUCAUGUCGUGCUCCCCAGAAUCUCAGGGUACCACUGAAGCCCCGGACAAAGAGCCUGCUCCAGCUGCUGACCAGAAAUCAGAAGACCUUAAGCCUGGCUCCAAGUGUGAACUGGAGGACUCCUCCAAUGGUGUGCCGAGCGCAGGGGAGAGGAAGGAGGAGCAGCCUGAAGAAGCAGGGAAGGACAAAGGGGGAGCAGCAGUGAGACAGCAACCUCCCUUUCUGCUGAAAGAUGAGGGAUCGGCUGAUUACAGGCUGCAGUCCAUGGAGCAGGAUGCUGAUGAUGAGGCAGCUGAUGACACAGAUGAUACUAGCUCUGUCACCUCUUCUGCCAGCUCCACCGCCUCAUCCCAGAGCGGCAGCGGCACCGGCCGCAAGAAGAGCAUCCCUCUAUCCAUCAAAAACCUGAAGCGGAAGCACAAGAAGAAGAAGACCAAGAUCUCAAGAGAAUUUAAGCCAGGAGACAGGGUUGCAGUGGAGGUGGUGACCACGAUGACUUCAGCUGAUGUGAUGUGGCAGGAUGGCACUGUGGAGACCAACAUUCGUUCCAACGAGCUGAUUCCAGUCCAUCAUCUGGACAACAAUGAAUUCUGCCCUGGGGAUUUUGUGGUGGACAAAAGAGCUCAGAGCUCCCAGGACCCUGGUGUGUAUGGAGUCGUGCAGUCUGGUGACCAUAUCGGCCGUACCUGUGUGGUGAAGUGGUUCAAGCUGAAAUCCAGUGGAGAUGACGUGGAGCUGAUUGGGGAGGAGGAGGAUGUGAGUGUGUAUGACAUUGCUGACCACCCAGACUUUCGCUUCCGCACCACUGACAUCGUGAUUCGCAUCGGCAAUUCGGAUGGAGCCACAGCUAAUGAAGAUGAGCCUUCGGUCGGGCAGGUGGCUCGCGUGGAUGUCAGCAGUAAAGUGGAGGUGGUGUGGGCUGAUAACUCCAAGACUAUCAUCCUGCCUCAGCACUUAUACAACAUCGAGUCGGAAAUUGAGGAGUCAGACUAUGAUUCUGUGGAUGGCAGCACCAGUGGGGCAUCCUCUGAGUGGGAGGAUGAAAGCGACAGCUGGGAGACAGACAAUGGCCUCAUGGAAGACGACCACCCAAGAAUUGAGGAGUUAGAGCCCGAGGAGCCAGCAGCAGAGGAGGUAAAAAAAGUAGAGGAACAAGUCCAGGGAGCUGUGGCUAUGGCAGUUGCAGAUCUUGCUGCAGAGAAAGCUGGCAAGGACGGGGCCCCGAAGAGCUUCAGGGAACUAAAGGAAGCCAUCAAGAUCUUGGAAAGCCUGAAAAAUAUGACUGUGGAGCAGCUGCUGACUGGUUCUCCCACCUCCCCAACUGUGGAGCUGGAAAAACCCACUCGGGAGAAGAAAUUCUUGGACGAUAUUAAAAAGCUGCAGGAAAAUCUCAAGAAAACCUUGGAUAACGUGGCUAUUGCAGAGGAGGAAAAGAUGGAAGCCAUGGUGGAGACAGAGAAGAAAGAAGAAAAAGCAGAGGCACAGACACCAGUGAGGUCAGAGUGGCCCAGUGAGACACCAGUGCUGUGCCAGCAGAGUGGGGGCAAACCUGGAGUCACCUUCACCAGUGCCAAGGGAGAGGUGUUCUCUGUGCUGGAAUAUGCUCCAGAUAGUCAUGCCUUCAAGAAAAUGGAGUUCCAGCCCCCAGAAGCAAAGAAGUUCUUUAGCACUGUGAGGAAGGAGAUGGCUCUGCUGGCCACCUCCCUGCCAGAUGGCAUCAUGGUUAAAACCUUUGAGGAUCGAAUGGACCUCUUCUCAGCACUUAUAAAAGGGCCCACACGCACACCCUAUGAAGACGGCCUCUUUCUCUUUGACAUCCAGCUCCCCAACAUCUACCCUGCUGUGCCACCUCUCUUUCGCUACCUCUCCCAGUGCAGCGGGAGACUGAAUCCCAACCUGUAUGACAAUGGCAAAGUGUGUGUCAGCCUCCUGGGGACGUGGAUAGGCAAGGGGACGGAAAGGUGGACCAGUAAAUCCAGCCUCCUCCAAGUACUCAUCUCCAUCCAAGGUCUCAUCCUAGUGAACGAGCCCUAUUACAACGAGGCAGGCUUCGACAGUGACCGGGGCCUUCAGGAGGGCUACGAGAACAGCCGCUGCUACAACGAGAUGACUCUGAUCCGGGUGGUGCAGUCCAUGAUGCAGCUGCUGCGCAGACCCGUGGAGGUUUUCGAGCACGAAAUCCGCGAGCAUUUCCGCUGCAACGGCUGGCGCCUGGUGUCCCGCAUCGAGUCCUGGCUGGAGACCAACGAGCUGGUGGAAAAGAGCCACGAGCAGACCAACGGGGCGGAUUCUGCCUCCCUCCUCUCUGCGGGCAGCGCCCUGGCCGAGAGCCCCGGAGACAACGUGGGGGAGUGCAGCGGAUCCGCCGAGCAGGGAGCGGCGGCUGAGUUCUCCGACUCGGCGCUGGACGGGAAGGAGGAGCUGGACGAGGCAGAAUUCACGACCUCGACGCCCAACGCCAGCGAUCUCCACCAGUACUCAGACUCGGAGAGCGCGGGCCAAGCCAGGGGGGUGGACCUGGCCAGAGACCGAACGGACGAGGGGAAGGCUGCCCAGGACUCUGCCUCGCAGCCGAGCGUCAAACCAAAGAAAAGGAGAAAGAGCUACAGGAGUUUCCUUCCGGAGAAGAGCGGUUACCCCGAUAUUGGGUUCCCCCUCUUCCCUUUGUCCAAGGGGUUCAUUAAAAGCAUCCGUGGUGUCUUGCAGCAGUACCGGGCUGCCUUAGCAGGGGCCAAUAUCCCAGAGUGGACAGAGGAGAAAUAAACCGUCGGGUUAGGGACAGGCAGGUGCAGAGGAGAAGGGAAAGCAGCAGAAAGGAAAUUGGCAAAUGCUGUUACCAGUAAACUGGCUUCUCCUUCCAGCUUUUCUUCCUCAGCUUGGUUUGUUCCAAAGAAGGUGGUAGGCCUGAUUUGCUCCUCCGAGGAAAGGUUGUCUACGCAUGAAUUUGCCCUCGGCCCUCCUUCCUUCCCCCUGUCCCACACACGUGCUCCUCUCGCGAGUUUGACCCUGCAAUGGUAAGAUUGGAGACCCGCACAGAAGCAGUCUUGCAGCCACGUUCCCUCUGCACUUUCAUCUUGGGGCACCUUUCCACACAGACUUUUCCCACCCAGCUGUUUCUGCUGCUGGGGUUCGAGCCAGAAGUGAUUGCUGUAGGAUCUGGAAGCGAAGGGCGCUGCCCUCUUUCAUUUUUCUCUGCAUUACCAUGGGUUUUCUGAAGUCUACCCAAGCUGAUACAUACCCAGACGUUGGAUUGUUUGCAUUGAAGUUGUCUGCACCAUACGGAGUUGCUCUAGUCGUAGUUGUUCACCGAUAGCUAUGAGGUUCUUCUGAUCAGAACUGAAUGGGCAGAACCAGAACUCUGUGCUGCCCUGGUAGUGCCGUGGGGUUUCCAUCUGCUCCUGUGACUUCUGCUCUUCUGGAAUCAGCUCCACCAUCCACAGUCUAUUCUCCGAGUAAGGCGAACUUCCCUCUCCCCACCAUGCAUGCCUGUCCUCUAGAAAUACACGAGAUGUGGGGUUCUGCCUCUUUACUUGC
Messenger RNA from Phasianus colchicus (ring-necked pheasant), 6038 nucleotides. It is a transcript of the gene UBE2O, whose product is annotated as ubiquitin conjugating enzyme E2 O. Lineage: Eukaryota; Metazoa; Chordata; Aves; Galliformes; Phasianidae. The record is from RefSeq and is a predicted model, not a curated record. Gene Ontology annotation, molecular function: ubiquitin conjugating enzyme activity.